Molecule: messenger RNA, 1513 nt
Organism: Acyrthosiphon pisum (pea aphid)
Lineage: Eukaryota; Metazoa; Arthropoda; Insecta; Hemiptera; Aphididae
Product: putative nuclease HARBI1
Exons: 2
Coding region: 260-1492 (410 amino acids)
Source: RefSeq, a predicted model, not a curated record
GGUUUACACGAGAUUAGUGCUCGGCCGAGUCACUAGAGUAAGUCACUAAAAGUUCAAUAAUUUAGUAGAGAGUUCGUGUUCACAUGUAAAAGGGGAAAUAUGAGCCAGUGAAUUAGUAUAGUUAAUAAGUAAACUAUAUUUACCUAAAAUUAUAGUUAUCUAUUAAUACUUUUGCUAGUUUUGUUUAGUUUUCAAGAAUCCUCUUUUGAAAGUUAUUUUCUUUUCAUUUUAAAACUUUGAGUAUAAAUCUAUAAUAAAAAUGGAAAAAAGAAAAAUGUUGGUAAAAAAAUGUACAAAGAAUGUACUACAGUUAUUAUGCGAUCAGUUCUUAGAAAUAUUACAUGGUGUUGAAAAUGAAAAAAAACGAAUAUGGGUACGAAGUUGGCUGGAUAGAAGGAAUUCUUAUGGAGUAUCAAAUUUACUUCUCAAAGAAUUAGCGGAAGAAGACACUCAUGAGUUUACUAACUGUAUGAGAAUGGAUCCAACAACAUUUGAAAUUUUAUUUAAUAAAGUACACCAAAAGAUACAACGUUCAAACACCAUAAUGCGAGAAGCCAUACCUGCUCGUGUAAAGUUACAAGUUACUUUAUCAUAUUUAGCUACAGGUAACAGUUAUCGAAAUUUACAACAAUCUUUUCGAGUUUCAAGAGCAGCUAUUUCAAAGUUUAUUCCAGAAGUAUGCGAUGCAAUAUAUGAGGCUUUGGGAGAUUUUAUAAAGGUGCCUAGUACACAUGAAGAAUGGAAAGUUAUCGAAGAGGGUUUCAAUAAAAGAUGGAAUUUCCCAGGAUGCUAUGGUGCUAUUGAUGGGAAACACAUCAAUAUUCGUGCCCUUGCAAAAUGUGGAAGCUAUUAUUUCAACUACAAGGGUUCUAAUAGCGUUGUUCUUAUGGCAAUUGUUGAUGAUAAUUAUUGCUUUAGAUAUGUUAAUGUGGGGUGUAAUGGAAGAUUUUCAGAUGGAGGAGUUUUCCAAAAUUGUGAAAUAUCUAAAGCAUUAGAAAAUAAUCUGUUACCAAAUGGAGGCUUUAUAGUAGGAGAUGAUGCAUUUCCUUUAAAACCCUAUUUAUUAAAACCAUACUCUCGGAAACAAUUAACAUUGUCAGAAAAAAUAUUUAAUUACAGGCUAUCUCGUGCAAGACGCAUUGUAGAAAAUGCUUUUGGCAUCUUAGUUGGAAAGUUUCGUGUUUUUGAAAAACCAAUUGCUUGUGAUGUUUCAACAGUUGACAAAAUUAUUCUCGCUUGUUGUGCAUUACACAAUUGGCUAAGAAUAACAAAUAAAAAUUAUUUUUCACGAGGGUUAGUAGAUGAAGAAAAUCUCGAUGAGUAUAAAAUAAUUGAAGGUUCUUGGAGGUUUCAAUCACACAAUGGAUUAUUAUCUAUUUCAAACGCUAGAAGUAAUCAUUCAUCACAAAUUGCUAGACUGUUGAGAGAAAAAUAUACUGCAUAUUUUAUGAACGAAGGAUCUGUGCCUUGGCCAGAAAGAAUGAUUUUUUGAUGUAUAUUAUAAAUUAUUAUU